Cylindrotheca closterium is the source of this 663-nucleotide messenger RNA. The record is from the annotation of a GenBank genome assembly. Lineage: Eukaryota; Bacillariophyta; Bacillariophyceae; Bacillariales; Bacillariaceae.
AUGGCUCAGCAACAGAAGCAACAACGACAGCAACAACAACGACAACAACACGCUCCACGUAGAACCAGCACCUCUUCAGACAAUGGAACCAAUUCAAGCGGUUCAUCGUCCGCCUUUGAUGUCCUUCAAAAACUCUUUCUAGACCCGAUUUCCGCCUGUUAUGCUGAAGAUGCGUACAACAUGGUAGAAGAUUCCAAUACCAAAGAAUGGUCGAUUGAAAGUAGCUCCGCUGGCAUCAAGAGUCCCAGCAGAAGCUUGGAUUCGUAUUAUUAUGGUGAAGAAGGAGAGCAAGAGGAAGAUGAAGACGAAGAUGAUUUGCCACUGAAUGGAUUGAUUGACGAAUCCAUGAGUCACACCAAAUCCAUCAAGUCUUCUAGAACUUCCAGCACCAAAAGUUCGGCUUCUUCCACCGAAAUGGCACGAGAACACAGUUCGUCCUCCCGACACAGCAGUGCUUAUGGGAUUCCCAUAUUACGGGAUUUGCCAUCCUUUCCUACAUCCAGUCACUCAAAUGCUAGCGGUUUCAGCAGUCCUGCACGAUACAACAUUUCGACUAGCCGGUCGAUGGCAAGCGAAGUAUCUUCACUCAUGUCCGAAUACGAGACCAAACUUCCCAAUAUCAAUACCAUGCGAAAACCCAUCAAUCCUGCCAUGCUUCCAUAA